AGGCUAUGUAAUAUUGCUAACUGUUAGCAAAACCAGACUCACCAACGGGUAGGAGCUAACGUAACAUAACCAGAUGUGGGAAACCAUUCGGCUAUGAAUAGAUGUUGCCUACCGACUUAUAAACGUAUUAUCAUUAAGUGUGUGAUAAUAACAAACAAGGCCCUAGUGUUAUUAACUCUUCAGAUAACGUUCAUUUGAAUGGGGACUGCCAGGAGGUUGGGCUAGUUUUUUAGGCCAUCAGCAAGACCCGCCUAGCCAGCGUUAGCUUAGCUGAAUAGCAGUGGCGCUAUCUGCUACUGGCUUUCUAACCGGCGUCAUACCGUAUCCGGUGCGUUAGCACGGCUUUUAACGACUGUAAAGUUGUCAAUAUAUGAUAGAAUAAACGUCAAUGUUGAAUGCUAACGGUUACCGAUAUGUUUAAAAUGGCAACACUAGCUUGUUGUGUGAAAUAUUUGUCAUGGUAAGCUGAACUGAUAACGCCGAGGCGGAUUAUAUUUUAAAAAGACGUGACGUGGUAAAUCAUUCAUCGUUGGUUAACGUUUCACUGGUUAAGGAUCAGCCAACGCCAGCUAAGUAGUUCUUAGCUAGCUUUUCUCGUUAGCAAGCUAACAAAGAGCCGUUGCUCCUCCUAGCUUUGUAUGCUCUAUGUUGCCAUUUCAAAUGGCUCUGGUGUCACUUUUAAGGCGGCGAGGAAAUGGUGAAACUGGACUGAAGCAUAUUCAGAGUGUCUAGCUAUCCUGCCAACAGUUGGAAGUUUGGUGCCUGUUACAGGCUCUGCAUGUUUGUUCCUCGCCAGUGAUUCCUUAUGCUUGAAAGAAGCUGCUCCCUGUGUGUUACACGAUGGAUGGUGUGAACUUAAAGAGACUUGUGUAUCGACAUCAGCAAUCUGUGUUCUGCUGUGGUGUUCAGUCUUUUACCAUUUACAAGAGAACACCUCCCAUCCUUCACCUCCAAGCUCUGCACUAUAUAUAUAAAGACCUUCUUUAAGCAAUAAAAAAGUCAGCUGCAGAUAGAAGUUGUAAAACUUCUGUCUUUUUUCUUUUUUAAAGCACAGGUCGAUAUUGCUUACAUAAGCUUAUAUGGCGGACAUGGAAGUAUCCUUAUUUUAAUUCUUCAGUUGUUGUACCCCCUUACUCUUAGUGUAGGUGGUGGGAUGUCGGAAAAGCCAGACACCAAAAUGGUGAAGUUCCUGGCUCCCCCUCAGAAGAGUGGCAAUGGUCCCAGUUCUGGUUCAGAUUCAAUGGUGAAUGAAUGCCGGCCAACAGAAGUGAGACGCAGGCAUCACACGAUGGAGCGUGAUCGAUGUAACCCUGAACACCGUUUCUUACGCCGCAGUGUCAUCAGUGAUUCCAAUGCUACAGCAUUGGCCCUCCCUUUGCCUAGCAAGAUCCCAAUCCCUGCACCUCAACGGGUUCAGCUACUUGAAGCGGUCCCCCAGCGGCAACAGACUGCUGCUGUUGUUCAUCUACCAUGGUCUGAGCCGGAUUUAGCUAAAAAUGAGCAGUCAACUGGAAUUGGAAAAGGAGGAGAAGAGGGAAAAGAUAUAGAAAUAGCCAAGGUGGAUGUAGUGCCUUCAGAACAGCAGCCUGCCAUUGUGCAAGAUAUCUGUGAUGGGGAGGUUGUAGUGGUGCACUCUGCACCGUGCUUAGGAACAGAAUUGCCAAGUCAAACAGAAUCUGAAAGCACCACUGAUGUGAAGGUACAUCAUGAUGAAGAGGGGGAGGAAGAAGAUAAGGACUCAGCCAAGGCACGAGCAGAGGCAGAACAGCGUGAAGCUGAGAAAAAAGUGCAGGAUGACAUUGAGGAGGCAGAGACCAAAGCGGUGGGAACAUCACCGGAUGGGCGUUUCCUAAAGUUUGAUAUAGAAAUUGGACGAGGCUCCUUCAAGACUGUCUACAAAGGCUUGGACACUGAGACCACAGUGGAGGUGGCUUGGUGUGAACUGCAGGAUCGUAAGCUCUCAAAGACAGAGAGGCAGCGCUUUAAGGAGGAAGCUGGGAUGUUAAAGGGAUUACAGCAUCCCAACAUUGUCCGUUUUUAUGACUCCUGGGAGGGACCCUCCAAAGGCAGGAAGUGCAUUGUACUGGUCACUGAACUCAUGACUUCUGGCACACUCAAAACGUACCUGAAGCGGUUCAAGGUGAUGAAAAUUAAAGUUCUGCGGAGCUGGUGUAGACAAAUCCUCAAGGGACUCCACUUCCUUCAUACUCGGGCUCCCCCCAUCAUCCACAGGGACCUUAAGUGCGACAACAUUUUCAUCACAGGCCCAACAGGAUCCGUCAAGAUUGGAGACUUGGGACUGGCCACACUCAAGCGGGCAUCGUUUGCCAAAAGUGUUAUAGGUACCCCUGAGUUCAUGGCGCCUGAGAUGUAUGAGGAGAAGUACGACGAGUCAGUGGAUGUGUAUGCCUUUGGAAUGUGCAUGCUGGAGAUGGCCACCUCAGAGUACCCUUACUCAGAGUGCCAGAAUGCUGCACAGAUCUACCGCAGAGUUACCAGCGGGGUGAAACCAGGCAGCUUUGACAAGGUGGCCAUUCCUGAAGUGAAGGAGAUCAUCGAGGGAUGUAUUCGUCAGAACAAGGACGAGAGGUACUCGAUCAAGGACCUUCUGAACCACGCCUUCUUCCAGGAGGAUACCGGAGUGCGUGUGGAGUUGGCAGAAGAGGAUGAUGGAGAGAUGGAGGCUAUUAAGCUGUGGCUGAGAAUUGAAGAUGUGAAGAAGCUCAAGGGGAAGUACAAAGACAACGAAGCUAUUGAGUUUUCUUUUGACCUCAGCAAAGACGUCCCAGAGGAUGUGGCUCAGGAAAUGGUUGAGUCUGGUUAUGUGUGCGAUGGUGACCACAAGACCAUUGCAAAGGCCAUAAAGGACAGGGUGUCCCUAAUCAGUCGCAAGAGAGCGCAACGUCAGCAGGUCAGAGAAGAUCAGGAGAAGAGAAGGCUUGAAGAAGAACAACAGAGUCAGUUACUGCCAGCUAAGCAAUCAGGCCAACAGUCAAGCACGGAGGUGCCUCAGUCCCAGCAAGUGCCACAGCCUGCUUGUUAUGUCCCUCCACAACCAAACCAACAUAGCAUACAGAUGUCUACCCAACCUGCAUCUCAGCAGAGCCUGCAGAGCUCCAACUACAGCACUUCUCAAUCAACCCAACUGACCAGCAUGGCACAGGUGGUCCCUUAUGUCCCCCAGUCAACUGGACAAGCAUCAGCUUCAGUUCAGGGUCAGAGUGUGUCCACCAUCCAGCCAGAGUCAGAGGAACCUGAAACUGACCAACAACUACAGCACACUGGAGGAGCUGGCCACACUGGAGACAGACUACCUGGUUCCUCCAGCCUUCCUGAAGCCCAGCCUCCUCAGUCUGGAAUAUCCUACAGCUCCCUUACCGGUCAGCACCUUCAGGCCCAGGUGUCGUGCUCGCAGACACAAAAUGACCAAACGCAGCAACAGCAGUUGUCAGCGGUUCAACCCCAGAUGCACGGUGUUCAGCCUGAAGUUGUUCCCGUUGCGCCCAGCAGCCAGUCUGUUCCAGUUACAUCUCCACAGUACGGAGUUUACUACCAACCAUCGCUUCCCCCUCAGAUUCCUACCCAGCAAGUGAUGAUUCCGCCAUCCUCUCAGUCAUCCCCCUCACAGCAGCAGCCACAUUCAGACAGCAGCAGUACUCCUCAGAGCUCCACUGUACCGCAGUUGCAGACUGGAGUUCAGCAGCUACAGGCCAGUGUGAGUGUUCCUCAGUCAACACCAGCAGAGCAGCCUGUAGGCUCAACUGCUCUGGUGCCACCAAGUGUAGAAAGCUGCCUGUCAGAUGCAGCUUCAGGUCUUAGUGAUGGCAAUGAUGGAACUUCUACAUCAGGAGGUCGCCACGAAGGACGCUCACUGAAGCGUCACCAGCGCAGAUCCGUACGCAGCCGCUCCCGCCACGAGAAGACAACAAGGGCCAAGCUAAAUGUUCUCAGUAUCUCCAAUGUGGGCGACAGAGUAGCAGAGUGCCAGCUGGAGACGCACAACAGAAAGAUGGUGACCUUCAAAUUUGACCUUGACGGUGAUAAUCCAGAGGAGAUUGCAGAGAUCAUGGUUAAGAGUGAGUUCAUCUUGGAGAGUGAGUGGGAGUCCUUCAUUGAGCAGAUCCGCGAAGUCAUAGAAAUGGCUGACGAGAAAGGAGAAGGCAUGAAGGAAGGUUUUUCCCAGAUGAGUGAUCACCAACAACAGCCUGAGCUAUCUGUUCCCAUGCUGCCAGGCAUUUCUCCCAACACUGCAGCUCAAGUGGUGCAUUCAGCAGGGCGAAGAUUCAUAGUCAGCCCAGUGCCCGAGUCCCGUCUCAGAGAACAGUUCUUUGGUGCUCCUUCUGCUAAUACUUCCUUUGGAGAUGAACCUGCCCCGGCUCCCACUAUGACACUGGGCCUUUCUCUGUCUGCUUCAUCUGGGACUCUUCAGCAGGCUUUCAGUAAAAUGAGGCAAGAUCGUAUAGAGAGAUCCAACACCCUUGAUCCUCCUGCUGCAGAGCAAGAAUCUGGCACUGUCCCGUCCACUGAAGCUGGACUAGGCCCAAAGACUAGCAAUAUACUGGCUCCUCCAGAGGGUGUAGCUUCUGCCACAAGCAUUGCUUUUCCUGCCGUGUCUCUCUCAUCUACUGCAACAUCCUCACCACCUUCCUCAACUGGGAGGGUUUCCCCUCCUCCUACAUCCACUCAGUCCCAAACUCUAGCUCCUGUCACCACUGAUCCCAGUCCAGCUCCUCAGUCUUCACAUGAACCAGUCCCUUCACAGCAUCCACCAGCUGCCAGCAUUCCUCCCUCAUCUUCCACCAUUUCUCCUCCAUCAGUACAGAGUUCCGUCCCUUCAGUACCUGGGCCUCAGCCGAGCAGUAGUUCUGUUUCUGUCUCAUCUGUUGCUAGUGUUACAUCCAGUAGUACUGGUUCUGUCCCUGCUUCGGAGCAGCAGCCUUUUAGUAGUGCUGUUACGUCUUCUCAGUCUAUCAGUUCAUCCAUCCAUGCACCACAGCACACAAACUCCCAGAGUCAUCCUGUCCCUAUUUCCACUCAGCCCCCUCCUCCCACUUCCUUACCGAGUCAGAGCCAGGUGCAACCACAAAUUGUGGAGUCAGAGGGAGCAGAGCUCCAGACCAAGGCCGCUGGCGGAGAUGAUAUCCAAACUCUAGAUAAGAAGCUACGGUCCCUCUUUAAAGACCAGAGUUCUGCCUCAUCCUCCACAUCAGUUGACCCCAGUCACAGCACAGGCACCUCCUCUCCUCCCACCGGGACUUCUUCCCCUCCACCUGGUGCUGUCCUGGUGCCCCCAUCUAACCUUCCACUCACCUCUGGGGUGCAGGGUGUGCUGGGUCCCACAACCACCCCAGGACAGAGUACCACCCCGGCAGGACAUGCACAGACGCCUCCAACUAAGCCCAGGGCACAGACGUUACCUACCGGUUUUGAUCAAGCUGCCACACCACCCUCUGACCUUGUACCCCCAUUUCCUGGACCAAAUCAGUCACAGCAGCCCCUGGGUAAUUUGGAUGCCGAGUUGAGGAGAGCCCUGAGUCCAGAGACUGUUCAGGGAGGCAACAGAGUCCAGCCCCAAGCAGCAGGUUUCACUCUUGGACGUUUCCAAGUGUCUGUUGCCACUGAUAGUGCAUCUAACACCGUUGCAGAUCCUUUGAACGUUGUCUCCUCUUCUUCCCUUACACCGUCCUCUACCUCUACCUCCUCCUCCUCAUCUUCUUCUUCUUCUUCUUCGUCUUCCUCGUCCUCCCCCUCAAGUCCCGAAAAUACCCUCCAUCGCUCAUCCUCUCUGGCCAAAGGAGUUGGUGAAACUGACACUCUGAAUGGAGCCUCAUCUCUCUCUGUUGGUCCUUCCCAUCAGUCCACUACUAUUGGGCGUUUCCAAGUGUCUGCAAGCACCAAUGCCACAUCUCCUCCUGCUGGCUCUAAAGUGGGACGUUUUUGUGUCACAGUGACCCCGGCUCCAGCAGUAGGCUCUGGUCCAUCACAUGGUUCUUGUAAGCAGAAUGGUCCCUCAUCUUCAACCUCCGAUCCUCCUCACACACACACCCAUUACAGUAGUGACAAUGACGAUGACUCUGAGGCUGAGGAUGAAGCUUUGCAGAAAGAAAUCAGCCGUCUCAGAGAAAAACAUAUGAUGGAGAUCCAGGCCUUGCAGACUCGUCAGAAAGAGGAGAUAGAGUCUCUGUUCACGCGGAUGAGAAAACCACCCCCCCCUUCUGUCUUCUCCCCUGCUGUAGCUAUGGCUGGAGGGCGACGACGGCGCAGAAGCCACAAGUCUGCUCGCAGUAGUGGACAGCCCAGCCCCAUACACUCAGCAUCCCCAGUCUCUGCUCCGAGUCCUCAUGGUUCAGAGUCCUCUCCAAAGCAAAGUUCACCCUCAGUAACAGAGGCCUCAGAAAGAGCUACAGAGGUAUCACAAGCAGCUAUGAGGUCAUCUCCAUCCAUGCCCAGUCUCAGUAGUUGCUCCACAGCACCAAGUGGAACCAGCUCCACAAAUGGUUCAGGCCACUGCCAGAACCACUCUGCUUCCCUGACCCAGGCGACUGGACCCAAUCCUCCUGCCUCUCACACCCAGAAGGGCAAGGGCACCUUUACUGAUGACCUGCACCAGCUAGUGGAUAACUGGGCCAGAGAUGCCAUCAAUCUCUCCCAGUGCAAGAGAGGUCCAAAAACUGGAACACAGAUAGCACCAGGACAUGAUAUUAUCCCUCCAGCCAACAUGGGCCGUAAAUUCUCUGCUCCAGCAUACCUUUGCUCAAACCUUCCAGCACCUUCCAACACCACGUCCACCACCGCCACCGCUCACCUCCCCAACCCAGCCAAUCCCUCUGUCCCUUUGGGGCCUCGUAAAGGCUCUCUGGGCCCAGUUGCCCCGGGGUUUGGAUAUGCCUCAGCCCCGUACAGCGCUCCUCAGUGGGCAGGACCCACAGGCACGUGCCAGGUCAGCAUGCUUAACCCUGCACAACCACUAACACAGUACCAGCCGCCUACGACCGCAGCAGUGUCUCUGCACCAAGGUUACCACAUGGGAGCCACGUCAGCCCCCCAGAAAUCAGUCAGCCAAGGAGGGUCCAACCUGAGGCCCACGUAGCCCAGUCAGAGCCCUGGUCCAGGCUAAGACAGAGGGGCCACACAGGGCAGAGAGGGCAGACAGUUGAUGAACGAGAACCACUAGCUCUCUUUGCUAGUAAGCUAGUUAGCUGGCUGGAUAUCGUGCUUUUUAUUUUUAUUUCAACUUUUAUUAUUAUUAUUGUGUUUUCUUUUUCCUGUAAUUGAGUUGACCUGUGUGGUUCAAGUCCUUUCAGGCAGAGUGAAAUCAGCCUGACAAUUGGAGGGAGAGUGCAAUACACAUCCACAGCAUAAGAAUCUCACACUUAGCCUGCCAUUAUCUGUGGAAUCGAGCUGUGACGAGUCGGUUGGUCGUGUCUGGUGAUGUAAUGACCCAAAGGCAUAACCAGCAGCAGCCAAAGAUGUCUUUUGAGAGCAGACUUUGCAUUGUCAGCAUUCCUUUGAAGACGAGAACGUAGGAGGGAUUCUGGUUCACAUACUAACUGGUCCUGAUGUAAAUCCGAUCCAUUAAUCUGCUUGAGUGAUUUGGGAUGAUAGGUUAAGUUGUCUCAGAGAGUGAGGAGGGCCGUACCAAAAGUGGGAGAUAAGUGUGGGACAGUGAGUUUGUCCCUGAUGGAAAAGUAAAGUGUGACUGCUGAAGUUGAGAGAAGAAAGACAUGGUAAGUUAGGCAAGAGCGUAAUGGAUGGGGUUGCAGUAUGAAUACAUCCCAGUGGCUACCUAUUAAGAAAAAUGCAAUAAUGGCAAAGAGUAGAUAUACUGUCCCUUGUAACUGUGGCCUUAAUCCCCAAACACAUUAAAACAUUGAGUUUGUACAUAGAUAUUUCUUCACUGGGUUAUGAUUCCAUGUUUAGCAUAUUUAUGUCCCCAUGAGAGUCUGGUGUCAUUGUGAUUUGAGCUUUUUGUCCAUACAGAUUUAUUAUCAUACUGAUUUAAUCUUUAUGUCUCAUAUGUAAGCCAGUAGAUCUGCCGUAUAAAAAGUCGUGGGCCUGGUGUUGAUCACCAUCCAGUUUAAAUCUUAAGAGGUGUUGCUGCUGUAAAUCACAGUUUGGGUAGGUAGGGGUUUACAGGGUGUUCAGUUUUUAUUAUUAUUUUUUUUUAAUGCAAGAAUUAUAUCUUGUCCAGAAUCCCAAGAUGACACAUGAAACCACAUCACUUAGUGCUUAGCAGUGAGAUAUGAGCAGUUCAAGAUGUGACCGUCAUAUCAUACAAAAUUAAACAGGUGUUUGUUUUUUUUUCGUUUGUUUGCUUGUUUUGGCUUUUUUGGAAAUAGUAUUCGUGGAAGGGAUGCAGUAUCUCAACAUCUCCUAGCUGUUUAGGCAGAUAGUACACAGAUGAACUGGUUGUUAGUGAAGUCAUGUCACAUUAAAUAUCUCUGCUUAUAAUAUUUAGCCGUCACUUCUCAAAUCACAAGUGUCUGGGGUUCUCUCUUUCUGUGGUCUGUUUUUGUAUGCGUAUAUUUAAUAAAACAAAUGUUCUUUAUGGACCUGUAUUCAGCCAUCAGAUUUUGAUGUUGUCUCACUGUAAUUAUUAUUAAAGGUUGUUAAACAACAUGUAGUUAAAGGAAUAUAAAAAAAGUGCAAUUGCAGGGUUGUUGUUGUUGUUGGUAUUCUAUUCACCAGGCAGGAAUAAUCCUGCAGUUUAUUAAGCUCUUCUAUCUAUGACUGCCCUGCCCCUCCCUUUUCUAUUUAAUUGUAUAUAUGUUCACUUAAUGCUCAGUCGCUAGAGUAUGCUUGUGGUGACCCACUCUACAUGCACAUGCACUCUAACUGUAAAACAUGAGGAACACUUUAGUGCCUUGCAUCCUCACUAAUGACAAGUUCCAGAUUCAUCUAGUCCCUGUAGCUGUGACUGUACUGCAGAAAACCAGUUAACGAAAUCUGUAAUACACAACGUAAACACAACUUGUGGCUCCGUAACUGUCACGCGGCCAACUCGGAGGAUUUAACACUCUGAAACACGAGACUAGACACGACACACGGGAGUGCAGAACAAAGAGCACACUGAGUAAUGUCGAAACUGUUUCUUUUCUCUCUACAGUUACAUUUGUGUUGGUUGUGUAAUCAUCUGUGUAUUUAUAUUUGGCUCAUGCAUUCAUGGAUUUUGCUGACAUUUGUUCUUGUGGAUUUAUCAUUGAACCGUCGAAUAGAAGCACUUGUUCAGGCAGUGAGUGAGCUGUGUAAAGGUUUAAAAGUUGUUGCACCCUCAUGACUGGCUCAACCUUUGUCUCACGCGAGUGCCAUGCUGCCAUUGUGACUGUUUCGCCUGCUCGUAGAUUGGACGAAUAGUUAAACUUCUCUAGAGAAAAAGUAAGUUACUGCAAUGCAGAAUAUGCAAUGUUUAAAGUUUUAAAGGGACUAAGGGGUAAUGGAAACAUUUGCAUGCUGAUGAGGGUUGUUACUGACUUCAAUGUUUUUGAUAUUGGACUAUUAGAGAUCUUUGUUGUUGUUUUUUUUUUUUGUUUUGUUUUUCUUCUUUGCCUUUUUGAGAGUCAUCACUUAAGUGUUGAUCUGUUCAAAUGCCAUUCACCAGUAUCACAGGCACAACUUCAAUAUCGGACUAUCAGCAUAUGAUUUCUGCAUGCCAGCUUCACUGAUGUUUAAUCUUACAAAUGACAACCAACUUGCAGCUGACCCCACUGUACAGCACAAGCUCUCGACAAAGCUUAAGGUUCAUGUGCUACUACGCUGUUAUCAGUAACUGUCAGACCUCUAUACAGUACUGUUUGAGGCUGCUGACACUCAGUAAUAUCUGUUGAGCUCUUUAUUUCUGAUCCCUCCUUACUGACUUCCUGUGAUUCAGUGUCUGUUUUGUGUAUGUUUUUCACAUUGUACAAAAUGUAAAAACAAAUAAAAAUAAUAUCAGUUAAA
This is a messenger RNA of Scatophagus argus, 9936 nucleotides long. RefSeq names its product serine/threonine-protein kinase WNK1-like. Gene Ontology annotation, biological process: monoatomic ion homeostasis; protein phosphorylation; positive regulation of sodium ion transmembrane transporter activity. The record is from RefSeq and is a predicted model, not a curated record. Gene Ontology annotation, molecular function: chloride channel inhibitor activity; protein serine/threonine kinase activity; potassium channel inhibitor activity. The transcript is spliced from 28 exons. The coding region runs from base 1154 to 7090 and encodes 1978 amino acids. Gene Ontology annotation, cellular component: cytoplasm; cytosol. NCBI's taxonomy places the organism in Eukaryota, Metazoa, Chordata, Actinopteri, Scatophagidae.